CCCGGCCCGGCCCGCGUCGGUGCCGGAGGCGUGGCCGCCGCGUGCCGGUCCCCGUCCCCGCCGCGGCCCCCAUGUCGCGGUCGGGGGUCGAUGGCACCGUCGCGUUGGAGCGGGCCGGGGCGGAGGCGGUGAAGCGGGCGGUGGAGCUGGACCUGGCGUCUCGGUUCCAGGAGUCGUUGGUGUGCUACCAGGAGGGCAUCGACCUCCUGCUGCAGGUGGUGAAAGCCACGAAAGAUGAGGCAAAAAAGCACCGUUACCGGCAGAAAAUAUCCGAGUACAUGACCAGAGCCGAAGACAUUAAAAAACACAUUGAAAAAGAGAAACAAGAUGGCAAAUACCAUAAGCAAAUCAGGAUAGAGGAAAACGCAACAGGUUUCGGCUACGAAAAGCUUUUCCAAGAGUACCUUAGUGAGAUUGUUUCUGAAGUUUGGGUGGAGGACCCGUACAUUAGGCAUGUUCAUCAGUUGUAUAACUUCCUGCGAUUCUGUGAGCUGCUAGUUAAGGGGCCAUGCAAAGUGAAAACAAUCCACCUCCUCACUUCCUAUGAUGAAGGCAGUGGGAGGAGUCAACAGAUAAGUGGCUUGGAAGAAAUACAACAAUCAUUGAGGAAUUAUGGAGUAACACUGAAUAUUGCAUUUUCAUCUUCAAUACAUGAUCGAGAAAUUAGAUUCAACAAUGGAUGGAUGAUUAAGAUUGGAAGGGGUCUUGAUUAUUUUAAGAAACCACAGGGUCGUUUCAGCAUUGGAUACUGUGACUUUGACUUGCGACCUUGUCAUGAAACAACAGUGGAUGUCUUUCAUACUAAACAUACGAAGAAAAUGUGAUCAGAUAUGACUGCUUUUAAUGAGUUUUUUUAUAAGCAUCAAAAUGUAAGACCAGAAGAUGCUGCUCGAGUCCAGCUGUCCACCCGUGGAAGCAACUCUUCUAAGUACUUAGUCCAGCACAGCUUUUAUAAUCUAUAGGUUUAAGAAUAUUUGAGACUUUUCAGGCUGAGAAAACACAACUGUACAAUUCCUCCACUGUACUUCUCCCAUAAUCUUAAUUAACACAAUCCAUGUCUAAAUUUGAUCUUGAUUUCAUAACAGACCCUCAAUACUGUCUCUCAAAGGUCUCUUUACUGUCAUUUCUUUUUUUACUAUUGAUUUUGUCUUGAGCAAAUUUUUUUUCUUUCUGUCUUUAAUUGACCACCUCACAAACAUUUGAAGCUGGACUGCCACAUGUCCUCUUUUACAAGCAGCCUUAUUUAUUUCCUUUAAUUCCUGUAUUCUAGUCAUGAGUACUGUUCUGCUGUGUUUUAGUCAAUCCCGUAAUACCUGAUUUCACAGACUUUACUGGUAACCCCAAAUCUAGCAUUCUGUUCUCCAAGCUCCUUGCGUACAAACAUUGUAGUGUUCAGUAUACAGACAUUUUAGGGUCAUCUUAUGUGUCUCUGCAUGAUGGAUUUGGGGUUGGAAAGGAUGCAGACAGCUGUAUUCUUUUCCCUGUCACUCCUGUAUGUUCUUUUAUUCCGUGAUGUAUGGUCAUAUACCUGAUUAGGCGUGGAAAGGUUGUAUGAUCCUCUCCCGAUCUUUUUCCCUGACUUGCAAGUUUAAUGUCCUUCCAGCUAGUCAUGCCAGUCAGAACUGCGGUAAGCUAUUUCCCUGCUACUAAGAUAGUUCCCUAAAAAAAUAAUAAUUGAUUUUUAAAUUCCAGAAGUUGGAUACCCUGAAACUUUCUUGUUGUUAAGGAUUCCAAGGAAUAUGCUAGUCUACUAUGCUAGUAGGAAAAGUCAGUCUUUUCUUGUCUUCCCUUCAUUCUCUGCAAAGCGGAAGGUAUCACCUGAGCUGCUGCUGCUUUUUCUCCUAAUACAAGAGUUCUUGAUUCUUGUCAGCAAGAAUCUGGCAAAGUCGUACAUUCUGACAUGAAGAACAGGCAGUGGCCUCUUUUGCAGGUCCCAUCAAAAUCUUUUCAGCCUCAAGACUGAUAGGUGCCUUACGCUUUCUGCACCUUGUGAUACAAUAUGCCUCCAUAUUCUAGUAGCACAUUCAUUGCUAGAACUUUUUCUCUCUCCUAUGUUUCUUUUUCCUGAUGGCUGGUGUAUUCCAUUAUCCUUUUUUUAUUAUUUGCUUUAUUUUUCUUUCACCUUCUGUCAUCUAAUGCUGCUAUUCUUUUAGUCUUGCCUCUAACACGACAA
Harpia harpyja (harpy eagle) is the source of this 2173-nucleotide messenger RNA. It is a transcript of the gene MITD1, whose product is annotated as microtubule interacting and trafficking domain containing 1. The record is from RefSeq and is a predicted model, not a curated record. Lineage: Eukaryota; Metazoa; Chordata; Aves; Accipitriformes; Accipitridae. The transcript has 7 exons. Gene Ontology annotation, cellular component: midbody. Gene Ontology annotation, biological process: midbody abscission. Bases 72 to 824 code for a protein of 250 amino acids.